CUAAGCAUCACUUUCAAUAGAACCCACAAAUAUAGGUAUAACCACAUCAAAACUUCUUGAAUCAUAAAAAGUUGAAUACAAAUCUCAAACAAACAUUAUAGAUCUUCAAAUGAUCCAAAAAAAUCCGUCUCAUACUAAAAAAUAUUCAACUAUAGAGAACUCCAAAAAGAGAGAUUUAUUGAAGAAGGUAGAUAAGUAAAGAAAUAAAAAAGAAAAAAAGUGGAAGAGAAGGCAGGAAAGCUAUCUCCUCAAAUCAAAGCUUUUAUUACGGAUGUUACAUACAUCUUGUUAGUCGAAACCAAAUGCUUACCCGCCAAUUUUAUUGCAAAACCCUACACUGUUUCUCCAACCAACGGUCCGUUGCUGUUGAAAAUUUUCCUACUUAUAACAAUGCACGCCAACAGUUCGACAGAAUUCCUCAACCAAGUGCUAUUUCCAUUCAUAGAUCAAUGGUCGAUUCUAUACACAACAAUCUCUCCAUGCAAGCGCUUAAAACAUUUAAGAAACACAUCCUGUUUGAUUUUCCUAAGAGUGUUGAUGAAGUUACUCUUUCCUUAGCACUCAAAUGUUGCCGUGGCGACAUAUUUCUCGGGUCUCAAAUCCAUGCUUUUGCUAUUACUUCCGGAUUUUAUUCGCAUACUACAGUACCAAAUUCGCUUAUGAAUAUGUACUGCAAGGCUGGAGUGUUUACUAAAGCUUUAUGUAUUUUUGAGAAUUUAAAUCACCCUGAUGUUGUUUCUUGGAAUACUGUGCUUUCAGGGUUUCAACAUAGAGAAGAUGCUCUGAGUUUUGCUUUGAGAAUGAAUCUAUAUGGGGUUGUAUAUGAUGCUGUAACUUAUACUACUGUUCUUUCUUUUUGUUCAACAAUUGAAGAGAUUCCUUUUGGAUUACAGUUGCAUUCUUGUAUAUUGAAAGCUGGAUUAGAUUGUGAAGUUUUUGUUGGGAAUGCUCUUGUAACUAUGUAUUCGAGAUGGGGAUGUUUAACGGCGGCUAGAAGAGUUUUUGAAGAAAUGCAAAUUAAGGAUUUGGUUUCUUGGAAUGCAAUUAUAUCAGGGUAUACUCAGGAAGGAGUUUAUGGGCUGGAAGCCAUUUCGAUUUUUAUCGAAAUGGUUAGAAGAGGGAUAAAACUUGAUCAUGUUUCAUUUACGAGUGCUAUUUCAGCUUGUGGUCAUGAAGGAAACUUAGAGGUUGGAAAACAGGUUCACGGUUUGAGUAUAAAAAGAGGAUAUGGGAUACAUGUUUCAGUUGGUAAUGUUCUCAUCUCAACAUACUCUAAAUGUGAUGUUGUAGAUGAUGCCAAAUUGGUGUUUCGGAAGAUGGUCGAACGCAAUGUAGUAUCAUGGACUACGAUGAUAUCCAUUGAUGAAGAAAAUGCUGUUUCUUUCUUUAAUGAGAUGAGAUAUGAUGGGGUUUAUCCCAAUGAUGUGACAUUUAUUGGUUUAAUCCAUGCUAUAACUGUCAAGGAUUUGGUGGAAUCGGGAAUGACGGUUCAUGGAUUUUGUAUAAAGAGUGCUUUUUCAUCAGAAUCGAGUGUUUUGAAUAGUUUCAUCACAAUGUAUGCUAAGUUUGGAUCCAUGAAAGAUUCUGUGAAGGUUUAUGAGGAGCUUAAUUACAGAGAGAUCAUAACAUGGAAUGCUUUAAUUUCUGGGUAUGCACAAAAUGGAUUGUCUCAAGAAGCUUAUAUCACAUUUUUGUCAGCCGUUGCUGAAUCAAACCCCAAUCAGUACACAUUCGGUAGUGUCUUGAGUGCAAUCGGUUCUGCUGAGGACAUAUCUUUGAAACACGGCCAAAUGUGCCACUCCCAAAUAAUAAAGCUCGGAUUCAACACGGACCCUAUUGUUUCUAGUGCUCUGCUUGACAUGUAUGCAAAACGCGGUAGCCUUUGUGAGGCUCAACGAGUUUUUGCAGAUGCACCUCUAAGAAGCGAAUUCGCAUGGACAGCGAUUAUCUCUGCACACGCAAGGCACGGAGAUUACGACUCGGUCAUGAAUUGGUUUCAAAAGAUGGAGACGGAAGGAGUAAGACCCGACUCGAUCACCUUCCUUUCUGUAAUUGCAGCAUGUGGAAGAAAAGGAAUGGUUGAUAUGGGCCAAAUUUUCUUUGAUUCAAUGAUAAGAAACUAUCAGAUUGAACCAUCUUCAGAGCAUUAUUCGUGCAUGGUAGAUAUGUUAGGCCGUGCAGGGCGACUAAAGGAGGCAGAGGAACUGAUGGGUCGAAUUCCCGGAGGACCGGGAUUAUCCGUAUUGCAGAGCUUGUUAGGAGCUUGUAGAAUACAUGGAAAUGUAGAAAUGGGAGAAAGGGUAGCUGAUGCUUUGAUAUCAAUGGAGCCGGCAGAAUCCGGCUCGUAUGUGUUAUUGUCUAACUUGUAUGCUGAUAAGGGGCAAUGGAAAGAAGUGGCGAAGUUAAGGAAAGGUAUGAGAGAAAAGGGAGUGAAGAAGGAAGUAGGGUAUAGCUGGGUGGAUGUUUGUGAUAUUGAUGCAGCUUUGAGUUUGUAUGCAUUUUCUUCAGGAGAUAAGUCUCAUCCACAAUCUCAGGAGAUAUGUAGCAUGGCGGAUUACUUGGGAUCAGAAAUGAAAUUUUUGAGAGAGAGCCUUAGCUUUAUGAAAUAUGGCAACUUUACAGCCGCCCCUCAAGAGGUGGUGACAAUUUUGAACUCGUAGUCAUUGCUUCUUUUUAUUUUCAUGGGAUAGAGGUAUUUUUAGAGUAAGAAUUACUUGGAGAGAGUUGGUCUUUUUACUUUGAUAUAAUUUGCUUCAACUAGAGCGGUAUUAAAGUGGGUGGCCUCCUACAAAAGUUAUUGUGUUGCAAUCCUUUAAAAAAUCUUCAAACAUAUUUGAAUUGGUAAGUUGCUCUUUGGUUUAAAUAAGGUUGCGGUUAAAAUCA
Molecule: messenger RNA, 2883 nt
Organism: Mercurialis annua (annual mercury)
Lineage: Eukaryota; Viridiplantae; Streptophyta; Magnoliopsida; Malpighiales; Euphorbiaceae
Product: pentatricopeptide repeat-containing protein At4g32430, mitochondrial-like
Exons: 1
Coding region: 303-2660 (785 amino acids)
Biological process (GO): RNA modification
Molecular function (GO): RNA binding; protein binding
Source: RefSeq, a predicted model, not a curated record